AUGCCCCCUUGGGGAAGACCACCAGGGGCACGAACGGGGAGAAAUACUAGGGGACGUGCGUGGGAGGAGACACGGCUGGAGGAGGUGGAUAGCGAGGAGGAUGCAUAUGGGCGGGAGUUAGUGCGGAGCGGUCGAUACAAGCAGGAGUAUGGAGGGCGAGGGCCGCGGAGGCGACCUGUGGAUUAUGAAGACUUGACGGAUGAAGCUGAAUUUCUUGAUGGGGGAGAAUUCGAUCUAUACGAUCAUGAGGAUAGCACGGUGGCCUAUGCGAUUCAAUUGGCCAUGCGAGACAAGGAGGAUCAACUGGUGGACACGGCGCUCGAACGAAUUCGCCGCGCCCAAGAACUGGAUGCCUUGGAGCGCAAGCGCCAGCAGACGGAUGGGUCAAGUGGAAGCCGGCGCUCAUCCAUCCAUUCUAUCAAAGCGACGUCGCGCCCAUCGUCCCGACGGAGCGUUGUCGCGCCAGAGCCCGGGGCGUAUUCGACCUUUGCGCCUGAUGCACACAGCACCUGGGCUCGUGGGACGGCCGGCUCGCGGCCGUCCAGCUCAUCUUCUGCUCGCCCCCGGACUCCAACCACACAAUCUCUUCGUCCCCAGCAGUCCAACUCACCUCUUCGACCUACCUACCCAUAUACCCCCGAGCGCUUUGCCCCCACUGCCCGACCACAGUCGAUGCAACAACCGCCUGUGUUCCCACGGCCACUGCCAGACGAUCCUCAGUGGGCCCCGUCCUACUACAAUACCAUGCAAAUGAACCCAUACGGGGAACCUGCGCCAUACCUACCGCAGGUUCCCACCGAUCUCCGGGCUGGCCAGCAGAAUCGAAUGAGUUACCCUUCAGGGCCUCCCUACCCAGUUUAUCAAUCUCCGGCCAAACGCUCACCGCCAGGCACAACGGCCCGGGGAGACAUACCACUAGAUCCAGUCAAGUCAGGGCCGGAGCAAUCUACUGAAGAUGAAUCAGAGAGCGAGGAUGAAGUGCAGAUCGUCAAGGUGGCCAAGGUGGCGGAGCGCAAGGCCCCAGUUGCGCAGAGGCGGCCGGUUGCUGGAACCACCCGUAAACGGACCAGCCGAUGA
Molecule: messenger RNA, 1077 nt
Organism: Penicillium concentricum
Lineage: Eukaryota; Fungi; Ascomycota; Eurotiomycetes; Eurotiales; Aspergillaceae
Exons: 2
Coding region: 1-1077 (358 amino acids)
Source: RefSeq, a predicted model, not a curated record